Balearica regulorum gibbericeps (East African grey crowned-crane) is the source of this 1725-nucleotide messenger RNA. Lineage: Eukaryota; Metazoa; Chordata; Aves; Gruiformes; Gruidae. The record is from RefSeq and is a predicted model, not a curated record.
AUGAGCAGAACAUAUGAAGAUCUUGGUUGCUACAACUGGAAACCAGAAAGUUUAAAACUUUUUUUUUCCCUUCUAGAUUUUCAACUGAAUUCUCACCUAUCAACACUGGCAAAUAUUCACAAGAUUUACCACACCCUCAAUAGGCUGAAUCUGACAGAGGACGUUGGUCAAGACGAUCACCAGACAGGAGAGAGGCUUUCAAAGAUACGAAGAAUAGGAAGUCUCCGGUCUUGCAGUUCAUCAGACUGCUUUAGUAAAGUGAUGCCUCCAAGGAAAAAGAGGAGACCUGCAGCAGGAGAUGAUUUAUCUGCUAAGAAAAGUAGACAUGAUGGUAUGUAUAGAAAAUAUGAUUCAACUAGAAUAAAAGCAGAGGAAGAAGUAUUUUCAAGUAAGAGAUGCUUAGAAUGGUUCUAUGAAUACGCAGGCACUGAUGACAUUGUCGGGCCAGAAGGUAUGGAGAAAUUUUGUGAAGACAUUGGAGUUGAACCAGAAAAUGUAGUUAUGCUUGUACUAGCAUGGAAGUUGGAUGCACAAAACAUGGGCUACUUUACAUUACAAGAAUGGUUAAAAGGAAUGACAUCACUACAAUGUGAUACUACAGAAAAAUUGAGAAAUUCUCUGGAUUACUUGAGAUCUUUAUUAAAUGAGCCUACCAAUUUUAAACUUAUUUAUAGAUAUGCAUUUGACUUUGCACGGGAAAAGGACCAGCGCAGCCUAGAUAUCAAUACUGCCAAGUGUAUGUUGGGCCUUCUUUUAGGAAAAACAUGGUCCCUUUUUCCAGUAUUUCACCAGUUUCUAGAGCAAUCAAAAUAUAAAGUUAUCAAUAAGGACCAAUGGUGUAACGUGCUUGAAUUCAGCAGAACAAUUAACCUUGACCUCAGUAAUUAUGAUGAAGAUGGAGCCUGGCCAGUGUUGUUGGAUGAAUUUGUGGAAUGGUAUAAAGGAAAACAGAUGACAUAGGAGUUUAACUAUGCACAGCCACUCAAGAGUCACUGUUACCACAGUUAUGUCAACCAUUAGCCAUAAACUGCUAUUUGUAUCAAAGUGCAUGCUGCUUUUCUUGCACUGCAUCCCUUUUGCAGGGAACUUUUGAUGUUUGCUAUUUAACAAGCUAGCUAUGCUUGCUGUGUAGCAUUGUUCUCUUUGAAGGCUGCUUUGCAUUUUGUAUUUACACUACAAAUUGGUGAACUUGCCAGCGUCUUCACUGUGAUUAUGUGUAUAAUGCUGUCUAAAUUUUGUAUAUGUGUAUAAAAAAAAAGCUUCACCUAGGGAUUAUUUCUGCAGAAAUGUAUUGUAAAAAUAAUUUUGUGGCAUAUUUCUAGUCAUCACUUACAUGUUUGUUGAAACUUUAGUUAUUUUGUUUUUCUUUUGGUCUCAAAUGUAGCAUUUCAGAAAAUGAAAUGAACAGACUGCUUGGACAUAGUUAUGUGAAGAACUAUUGUCAAUUUUAAUGUUACUAUUUGAGAUGCCAAUUUCUGAGGGGAGAAGACAUGCUGUGACUUUCUUCACCGGAAUUCGCCAAACCUGACCUAUUGCUUAAUAGGAAUGAAACAUUGGUGUCUUAAAAAAAAAAAAAAAAACAUAUAAAUAUUAAAACACUGUAAUAGUUGUACAUGCCACAGAUGAUUUCCAUUUGGAGAAAAAAAGUACUGACUUUUUAAUGUUAAAACUGCAGUAGUCAUUACAGGUACAAAUGAACAAAUUAAAGUACCUUUUAAAAAUGGG